This is a messenger RNA of Filobasidium floriforme, 570 nucleotides long. RefSeq names its product putative maltose O-acetyltransferase. The transcript has 3 exons. Lineage: Eukaryota; Fungi; Basidiomycota; Tremellomycetes; Filobasidiales; Filobasidiaceae. The record is from RefSeq and is a predicted model, not a curated record. Bases 1 to 570 code for a protein of 189 amino acids.
AUGUACAACAAUCAACCUUUGGCGGAUCAUACACCUGGGAAAUGCUCAUAUGACACCCCUACCUGGAGGCGGCUUGAUCAAGAGCGCCUGCAGCUGCUUCAGGCGAUUCAUGACGAGCGUGAUCCCAGCCGGGUUAAAGAGAUGUUGGCCAGCUUUGUUGAUGUGGAGAGCAAGGAAGAUUUCUCCAUCCAGCUGCCCUUCCGCUGCCAUUAUGGUUACAACAUCCACCUUGGAGCUGGUGUUUUCAUCAAUCACAAUGCCACAAUCCUUGAUGAGGCUGAGGUUACCAUUGGUCAAGGCACACUCCUGGCAACUGAUAUCAAGAUAUACACUUCAACCAAUCCUGAUGAGCGUUAUCAGGACAACCAAUCUAAGAUGGAAUACCGUUAUCCCGUCUCAAUUGGCGACAACUGCUGGAUUGGAGGUGGGGCGACCAUCUUGCCUGGGGUAACAAUUGGGGAUGAUGUUACAGUUGCUGCUGGAGCGGUUGUCAACAAAGAUGUUGAGAGUCGUUGUCUGGUUGCUGGUGUCCCUGCUAAGGUCAUCAAGCGCUUUCCCAAAGCAACUUGA